AUGUGCGAGAAAAAACGGCACCAGGCGGACGUGUGCGGGUUUCCCCAACCGAUUUCCCUUCCUCCUUUCCCAACCAAUCGCCUUUGCUCUGUGUCAUCAUCAUCAUCAUCAUCAGCCUUCCCCCCAUGCGAUGUGAAGCUGUUGAGGCGUGCUCAAGACAACGGCCAACAGCAGGCAUACACGCAGGCAGGCAUGCAAGCUUGUGCUGCUGCUGGUGCUGCUGUGAUGAUGGCCGUGCGUGUGCCUGUGCGCUGUGCACCGUGUUUGGGAUGCACCGAUGAAGACAAGGAAGGACACGACUCGUGCCCACCACUCUUCUCCCUUCAUCUCCUCUUUCUGCUCCAUCAGCGAUGA
Molecule: messenger RNA, 354 nt
Organism: Salpingoeca rosetta
Lineage: Eukaryota; Choanoflagellata; Craspedida; Salpingoecidae
Exons: 3
Coding region: 1-354 (117 amino acids)
Source: RefSeq, a predicted model, not a curated record